UUCAAACAAGAGAUUAAACUGUCUGCUUUUUUGCAAUGUUUGCAGAUAAUAUUUUUGGCGUUUUCAACGGAAGAUAAGACCUUGCUAAAUAUUAUAUUUUUUUUCCAGAGGACUUUGAAAUGGUCGUAUUUAUUUUUUUUUUUUUGCAAAAAAACUUUUUUUUGCUUGCUUAUUAUAAAUGGUUUUUCUAAGAAGUGUGUUGCAAUUCUAUGACUGAAGAAUUUUAAAUUAACCCAGCAUUUAGCAAUCAAAAACUAGUCAUGGCAAUUUAGCAGAACUGUAGUCAGGGUAAGAUUGAAUGUUAUCCAAAAAACAAAACGCACUGGUCUAUUUUUUGAAAAUCAAAACCCAAAAAAAUGUGAUCAAAUUGAUUAUUUUAGAUUUUUUGACAAACUGUACAAUACUAUAAUAAGUAAUUAUCAAUGAUCAAUAUUUUUAAAUUUUGAAGUUUUCUGAGGUAAAAGACACGCUUUUUUUCAAAGUAAAGUAAAUCUUUCCCAGUUCCUGAGGGGAACACCCUUGAAGAGUAUCGGGGCCGGCAUUUACAAAGCGGAUUCAGUGGCAGUUUCAUUCUCAACUUAAUGUUAACAUGUUGAGGUUAAUGUUAACAUUCCAUAGGUCGCCUCCCUAAGGUGUCGUGAUAAGGUCCAGUUUGUGACGAUACACUACCUUCCCUUUACUAAGCAAUCGAUUCCAGAAAGGAAAAGAUCCCCAGUUGUGUUGGUCCGAGCCGGGAUUUGAACCCCGAUCUACCGCUUACGAGGCGGAAGCGUUACCACUGGGCUACGUGGCUCGGUAAUUUUUUUCAAAGCCCUCGUAAAAAUUUCACUUUGAUAUUCAAAUCUUCAGAUAAUCGAAUCGCAUUUUUUGACAUUGUCUUGUUUUAAGUCGUUGAGUUCAAAUAUGACCCCAAAAAUGUUCUAAAGUGAUUUGGAAACAUUGGAUGAUCGAGUCUGGACUGUACAACAUGAUUAUGUUUAAACGUGUAACUACACACUACGAAAAAAUCGUGUAAUUUUCCGUUAAAUUAGAUGCACAUAAUUGGAGCAUCAAAUAAGAUGUAAAAUUACGUCAAAUUUUAAAUUACACGAUCCAACCCACCAAUCGAGGUCGUGUAAAAUUACAUCUAACGCAAUUUUGGUGGGACGAAACUCUUAUUGGAAAUGUCAGAUUCUUGUAAGACAAUCAAACACAUGUUUAGCUUGACCAAAAUCGAUGUUUUUUUAUUAAAUACACAAUUGAGGAGAAAAUCUCCAGUCACAGCUACUUCCACGAUUUUCAAUAUGGCUGUCACUUUUUUGCACAACACAUUCGGCAAACGUGGAACGAAAAAGGUGCGUGUUAUUCUGUUUCAUCUGAUGUAAUAUUACAUCUAAAAACACGCUCCAGAUAUGUGCAUCAAAUUAAAUGUAAUAUUAGGUUAAACUUUAUGCUUUAUUAGAUUUCGCAUAAUGUAAUGUUUGGCAAAGGCAUGACAGUGUAAAUUUAGCCUUAUUACGGCUAAACAAAAAUAAUUUUAGAUCAAAUUCUCAUUUACAUGAACAAAUAUUACGUCAAAUGAACGCUUCCAUUAAAUUUUUUAGUGUGUAGAGGGUGACGAUUUCCUGAAAUUGAGAGUUAAAUUUUGCUAUUUAUAUUUGAAAUGUAUUGAAUAAUUACAUUUGAUUAACUUAAUUUACAAUGAAGACAUAGCUAUUCAAUGAAUCGUUGUGUUUUUAUUAUUUUGAGGUAAAUAAAUACUAUUUCAACUCUUCGAAAACGCUAUCUUAAUCUGCAAAUAGAAGAUGAUUUGUUGAGUUUUUAUUGACUAAAAUCUGUAGUGUACGUUAACGAUUUAAACAUUUAAACGUUUAUCGUUUACGAUUUUUCAUUCGCGCUGAGUAACUUUUCCAAGGUUUAAUACAUCUAUCUGUAUCCUGGUUGCUUGAAAUUAAAUGAAAUUAAAUUUUAUUUUAAGUAAAACAAAUGCAUCAAUAUUAUUAUUUAAGUCCUUGACCAUGACUCUGAGGUCCAUUUUUCGAUAUAUCAUGAAGGAGGAGCGGUACGACCCCUUUCAUUUUUCAUUUUUUUUUCAAGAUUUAUCUGAAUUUUACGAGAAAAAUAAAAAAGUGGUGAUGAUUUUGCACAUUUUGGACAAGUAUUUCGCAGAUUUCACCCCUAAAUCUCUAUCUUGUGCUUUUGAAAGUAUUUUUUUUUUUCAAAAAGUUCAGCUAAUUAUGUAUUACAAUGAUCCUAUGGACGAUUGAUGUGGCUUGUGCAUUACUAGAAUAAGGGGAUCUCUUAAAAAAAAUGUGGAGAAGGUCUUAUAAUUUUUAAACAUUAACCAGACUGUUUUUUUAAAGCUCAACUCAUCUCAUCUCUGUGAUUAAUUUUCUUUUAUUUUUAUUCAAUAUUUCAAAACCAAUCAAAUUAUUCGCUCUACAGCAUUGCCUUGGCGUUCUCGAUUGCGAGAUUCUUACUCGAAACUAGGUGUUGGAAGGCUUGAUUGUUGAGGCAAUUGCAAACCUCUUUUUACACCUUAGCUUCCAUCCACCCCGGGAUUCGAACUGACGACCUUUGGAUUGUUAGUCCAACUGCCUACCAGCGACUACAACGAGACAGGACCCAGGGAGACGACUCCUACACCUGGACUGAGCUAACGACCUGACCUUUUUAGGUUAGUCCGGGCCAACAUUCACUUCCCGUCCGAAGGAAGGCGUAAUCAGACAAAUCUCGUCUCGAAAAAUGCCACCGGGACCGUCUGGGAUCGAACCCAGGCCGACUGGGUGAGGUAUCAAAUUUCCCAAGACUCUCUGUAAUCGAGAGGUUAAAAAAUUGUCGAUUUACCGGGAAUUCCCGUUCGUAUAACGAUUAAUGUCGGGUUUAAUACUUCUGACACGUGGUUUAUAUUGAAAUACUCUACACAGUAAAAAAUAAUGUAAAUUUGGAAGCUGUAAUUUUGGAAGGUUGAAUAUUACCUCUUUUAUGAUGUAAUUUUACCUCAAUUUAGACUGAAAAAGUGACAUUACACCAGAAAAGUGGUAAAAUUACACAUUUCCAGAGGUAAAAUUGAACCCCUUUUUGAUGACAUAAAAGAUGUACCCCUUCCCAGAUGUAAUAUUACCAUGAUUUUUUUUUCUGUGUACCAAAAAUCAAUUUAAUAUUCCUGUUUUGGUAACUAUGAAACCCUUUAAACAGAUUAUAUUUAAAUUUUCAUAGCUAUGAACUCAAUAGAGCCUCUGGCUACGGGCCUGCAUCCUUCAACGCGGGUUGACAACACAUUUCAAGGACUUGAAAAACAAGCAUCUUCUAGAUUUGACUGCAAUCCAAAUAAACGGGUACAGCUGCAACUCUGCCGGUAUAAAAGUGUGUUGCUAAGGUAGGAUUAUUUACAGUUCAAAAUCACGUUCCUAAAGAAUGCCCAGCAACGUCGUUCUUUUUGUAUUUGCGGUAGUGGUAUUCUUAUAGUCCAUAAGUGCUGUGGAAUUUCCUGGCAUAGCCGUGAAGUCUCCGUAUUCCAUCACAACCUUCAGUUCUCCACUUCCACAGACAUGUGAUCCCUCUGGAAUCUAUACCGUAUGUACUACGUGUAGCUCGACAAUGGUUUGUAUUCAAGGGGACAUGACGCGAAAAUCUUGUCCGUUGGAUAAACCAUACUGCAACAAGAACGUAUGCUCAACUACUAUUAGCUCGGAGAACGGGUGUACUCCGGAACCUCUAAAAUGCACCGGAAUCGGAUUCUACCCAGAUCCCAAGGCUACCACUACUGUGAAGCUGUCGGGGAACCCUCCACCGCGUACGACUGUCAACCCAACAACGUGUUCAACGCGGCCACCCACAUGUGCAAGCAGAAGAAGCUGGCCGCGGAUUGCGUAACCGUAACGUGCGACCCGGGCAAAAUCUUCCAGGCUUACGGCACCAGCAAGACGUACUUUGCCUUCUGUUCGGGAUCUGAAAUUGAGAUGCUCAAGUGUGACACCAACUAUGCGUUCAACGGGUCCGGGUGCGUGUUCCAGUGUCCGAAGGAGGGCAACUUUGCGCACCAUGAUCCAAAGAAGUUCUACGAGUGUGUUUACAGCGGUACCAAACUGGUGGCGAUGGAGAUUCCCUGUCCGGGGGGGAAAUAUUUCGACGCGGUGAUUGGUAUUUGCCUGACUCCAAGUGAUUGAUGGUGGAUGGAAGAAUUACGAGUUUGUAAAAAAUGUAUUUCUUUGUAUUGACAUUGUAAAAGUAAGUUAAUUUUGUUGGCCUCAACACACACCGGAAAUCUUGUACCAAAGUCACUUUUCAACACAAAUAAUAAAAUUAUUUAAAUUUGUA
Messenger RNA from Culex pipiens pallens (northern house mosquito), 4299 nucleotides. RefSeq lists its product as uncharacterized. Lineage: Eukaryota; Metazoa; Arthropoda; Insecta; Diptera; Culicidae. The transcript has 2 exons. Bases 3702 to 4148 code for a protein of 148 amino acids. Gene Ontology annotation, molecular function: chitin binding. Gene Ontology annotation, cellular component: extracellular region. The record is from RefSeq and is a predicted model, not a curated record.